AUGGAUCUCACCUAUCCUUUCUUUAUUUUAUCCACGACAGUGGCGUUGCUGUAUUUAUAUUCUAAAUGGAAAUUUUCAUACUGGAAAAUUAGAAAUGUACACCAUUUAGAACCGAUAUUCUUAUAUGGAAACUUAAAAGAAACAUCAGGAAAAAUAAUCCAUUUAAGCGAAAAAAUGUCUAGACUUUACAAAGAAGUUAAAGCUAAAGGUGGUGCGUAUGGUGGUUUCUACUCAUACUGGACACCUGACUUCGUACCAGUUAACUUGAAUUUAAUCAAGGGUAUUUUGCAUAAAGAUUUUACACACUUUAGAAAUCAUAAAAGUUAUGUAAAUGUAGAAAAAGACCCAUUAUCUGGACACUUGUUUAAUUUGAGGGACGAUAAAUGGAAAAGUCUUCGAUCUAAGCUUACUCCUACUUUUACGUCAGGCAAAAUGAAGAUGAUGUUCCAAACAAUUGUAGACUGUACAACUGGAUUAGAAAAUAUACUAAAAGAAUCAAUCACUAUUAACGACGCAGUUAACAUUAAAGAUAUUUUAUCUAGAUUUACAAUUGACGUUAUCGGUUCUGUUGCUUUCGGUAUAGAAAUCAACAGUUUGAAAAAUCCUAAUUCAGAUUUUGUAAAAUAUGGCAAAGCUACUUUUACGAACUCGUUCUCGAAAAGGAUCAAAUUAAUGAUAUUUGCAGUAUUUCCCAGAUGUAUUACAAAUUUUAUAAAAUUAGUUCCACAAGAAGUUGAAUCUUUUUAUAUAAAUCUAGUCAAAGAUACAGUUAAUUAUAGAGAAAAAAAUAACGUGUACCGUAAAGAUUUUAUGCACUUAUUAAUUCAGUUGAAAAAUAUUGGUACAGUUACAGACGACGCAGAAGGACUAUCUGUCCAACAAAUAACCAACGAGGAUCUAGGUUUGACAGUUAAUGAAAUGGCAGCGCAAGCGUUUGUAUUUUAUUUAGCUGGUUUUGAAACUUCUGCGACUACAAUGACUUUUGCUCUUUUGGAAUUAUCGCAGAACAGCGAUGUUCAAGACAAGCUUAGAGAAGAAAUUAAUAGUGUGCUUAAAAAACACGACAACAAAAUUACUUACGAAGCUAUUAAUGAAAUGGAAUACUUAGAAAAAGUUGUAUCAGAAACAUUAAGGAAACAUCCCCCAAUAAGCUUGUUACCCAGAGUUUGUAAUAAGGAUUAUGAAAUAGAAAAUAGUGAUUUAGUGAUAAAGUCUGGAACAAGUGUCAUUAUUCCAAUAAUAUCAAUUCAAAGAGAUCCUGAAUAUUAUCCUGAUCCGGAAAAAUUUGAUCCAGAAAGGUUUAGUAAAGAAAAUAUAUCCAGCAGACCGGCGUUUACUUAUAUGCCUUUUGGAGAAGGACCUCGGACAUGUAUAGGUUUAAGAUUUGGAAUACUACAAACGAAAGUUGGUUUGUGUUCAGUAUUGAAAAACUGCAGAGUAUCCUUAAAUAAAAAAACGAUCGUUCCAAUUGAAUAUGAUUUUGGUAGCGUUUUAACAGUUAAAGGUGGAGUUUGGUUGAAUUUGGAAUAUUUAAAUUAA
Molecule: messenger RNA, 1539 nt
Organism: Psylliodes chrysocephalus
Lineage: Eukaryota; Metazoa; Arthropoda; Insecta; Coleoptera; Chrysomelidae
Source: the annotation of a GenBank genome assembly